AUGCCGAAUCCGCUGUUUAUGUCAGUAAUCGAUGCUGUACGAUUCGUGUCAGGGUUUUCGGCCAAGUUUGCGAGUGUGGACGAGUACAAUUGGAGCUACAUCAAGCGACCAGGCAAGGACGAGAACAAAGAUGUUGUGGUGUUCUUGCAUGGCUUCAGCUCGAUGAAGGAGUCUUGGGUUCGCGUUGCGCGAGGUAUUGACAAGCGGUACAAGAUCGUGAUCCCAGAUCUUCCUGGCCACGGCCGCACAACUCCUCUGGAUGCACUUGCUAACUACUCAAUACCUAGCCAAGCUCAACGACUCCAUGAGUUUAUCGAGAAGGAAGUCCCCGCUGACAAGAACAUUCACUUGGUCGGAUGCUCUAUGGGUGGAAUGCUGGCUGGAGUGUAUGCUGGGCUAUUCCCUACUCGAGUGAAGACAUUGACGAUGAUCUGUCCAGCAGGGAUCACGAUGCCCACUAAAAGCGAUUUACUGGUAAUGCUCGAGGAAUCCGGACGCAACCUACUGCUCGCGCACACCCCUGAAGAUAUUCAUGAAAUGAAUUACGCACUGAGUUUCAAGCCACUGAAAAUUCCAAAUACUAUUGCAUCGAUCGUCGCAGCAGAGCGUAAGAAGCAGCUACCAGUGCUGGAGAAGAUCGUCAAUGAUGCUCUUCAGAACCCCAUUGCGUUGGAAGAGCAGCUGCCUAAUAUCCGAGCCAAGACGCUAGUGAUGUGGGGAAAACACGACCUUACACCCGGAGACACAAGUGCAAAUUCUUCUGUUUGA
Phytophthora nicotianae INRA-310 is the source of this 768-nucleotide messenger RNA. RefSeq lists its product as hypothetical. The record is from RefSeq and is a predicted model, not a curated record. The coding region runs from base 1 to 768 and encodes 255 amino acids. The transcript is spliced from 2 exons. Lineage: Eukaryota; Oomycota; Peronosporomycetes; Peronosporales; Peronosporaceae.